Hydra vulgaris (swiftwater hydra) is the source of this 946-nucleotide messenger RNA. Lineage: Eukaryota; Metazoa; Cnidaria; Hydrozoa; Anthoathecata; Hydridae. The record is from RefSeq and is a predicted model, not a curated record.
AAAAUCACAUCGGUUUCUCAUGUUUCAAUGUUUUUUGUUCUUAACAGUAAAAUAAGUUUCUGCAGACAAUCUGUAGAAAGUCUGACACUGUUUUAUGAAAGUAUUGCCAGCUGAAGAAAGUCUUGUGAAACUAAAGAAACAAGCUUGUAGCUCUAACAGCAUAUUGAAAAGCUUUAAAUAUGUUGUACCAUAUAUUUUUGUACAAUGAGUUUAAAAAUCUCAAACGGAAAAAAAAGUAUUAUUUUGGUGACUUACAGCAACAACAAAAACAACAAAAUGAAGUGUACAAAACUUAUAUUAUCAAUUGUUUUUUUCAAUCGCCUUUUUGUUGCAUGGUUAUUUGAACUCAACGAAAGUAGCAAGAAUAAGUAUCAGUUCACACAUAUUAUCUCAAUGUCACACAAUGAUCUUACUGCUAAUAAAACAGACCUACAAAAUUUGUAUGAUAAAGUUGAAGGACUUUUAACGAAUAUGAUAAACAUAAAACAGGAAACAAGCAACGAGAAACGAAAUAAAAGAUCAUCUCAACCUAAUCAAGACAUUUCAAAGCAAAUGUGUGUUAAUACGAAAAACAUCAUAACAAAUGAAGUCGGUACUUACGAGGUUGUAAUGAAGUUGAAUUCAAACAAGGUUGACUAUUUUAAAUCCGCAGAGUCUGUUAUGUCAAUAAAUUGCAAAUCAAAUAGUGCAGUAACAUGUGAAACAACAUAUGAAACAAGAAAAUACGCAAAGUUGAAUAUAACCGGAGAAAUAAUCAACCUUAUAGGAAACGUUAAACAACUCAAAGUUGGGGUUUGCUGUAAAUGCCUAAAGUGAUUUAAACAUAUUUAUUGCAUCAAUUUUAAUUUUUAAUAAAUAUUUAUGAAACGCUAUAUAUGCUUUGUACAUUUUUAUAUAUUUUUAAACAAUACUUUUAGAUUGUUAUAACAAAGCUAUAUUAUUUGAA